Messenger RNA from Tetranychus urticae (two-spotted spider mite), 3463 nucleotides. The record is from RefSeq and is a predicted model, not a curated record. Lineage: Eukaryota; Metazoa; Arthropoda; Arachnida; Trombidiformes; Tetranychidae.
AAUAAUUUUUAAAUCAGAGCCAUCUGUAUAAGCAGAAAAGCAAUAAACAAUGAGAUGUUAAUGGUUUGUAUUAAGAGGUCUCUCUUCUUGUGCUUAAUGUUUUAUCCUCAAUACCCUUUACUUGCUCAAUGCAAAGCAUGUUACAUUUUUAAUUGACUGUUAAACCCAAGUGCUUAUAAAUGUCAUAAAUUGUAAUGUUAUUGAUACAAUUUAAAAUCAACAAAAUGCUUGUAAAGUUUUCCAUUAUUUUCCUUUCAAUAUCAACUCUAAUAACAGGACGGAUAAUGCCAGACGCUCCAGAGUUGCUGGAUCUACCGUUAAAGGUGUCAGAUGGAGUGUUGCUCAUCGAUGCUAGUUUCCAUAAUUCCUCUUAUCCAUUUGGAAGAAUUUUUUCAGUGAGAGAAAUGAUAUUAGUUUCAGAAUCAGCCAUCACAGGUAAAAUUCAAGUCUGGAAUAAUGAGGAUGGCUAUGAUAUUCAUUAUCAGUUUGAUAGAUCCGGGAAGGACAGUAAGGAGAGAUUGGUUAUUCAUGAUAAAGAUUGCACAUUAUAUAAUCACAGUGAAAUGAUUCAAAAUGCGCAUCUAUUUGGAGAUAAUAAACCUCUUAGAGAUUUAAUAAUGAUGACGGGACCUUCAAUUAUAUACCGAUUCGCUGGACAAUCAGCUGUUUGGAGUGAAGCUACACAGCAUGGAUUGAGUAGGAAACUUAAUACGACUGUUGUCUCGUAUUCAACAUUUGUAAUCACUCUUGAUUUCCAUAAUACAUAUGACUUUUCUCCUGGAGCUAAACAAUUCCAAAUUGAAUUCAAAGGCUACGACCAAGUUUCAGAAUCACAUGGACAGCGAUUACUCAUGGAUAUUUACCUGCACAGGUCUUUCACUCCGAUUCAAAUUUCUGAUUUAAAGUACAAAACUCAACCUUCACCUGGAAUUGGUUGUCCGAAUUACUUAAUACCAUCUGAAAGGAAACCGAUUCCCAAGUUAUUGGCCAAGUAUGUAAACUUCACCAUGUAUGAGGAGAUCGAAGGCUCAACUAAUAACAGACCAUUCAGUGAAAUUACGGCAUCUGUACAGAGCCUUUUGAUGAGGCUUAAAACAAACUUAAAUGGUGUAAAAACAGAAGUCAUUUACGAUCAUAGACAUGGAAUAGCUCUUACUCUCGAAGAAGGUGGACGUUGCCAGAUUGCAAUCAGUAACAAUAACUCCCCUGGACUGGAUGUGAUGUUUCGCUUUAGGCUAGAGAAUCUUUUCUUUGUCGAUGGUGACUUCAAUUAUCUGAGAAAGGACUACUUCGUAAGUAAUUUCACGAAUAGCGCUAAAGUAAGAGUAGACCGAUUCGAAUUUCUUGUUGAUGCUUGGGAAUCAGUGCAAUUCAAUGUUGAUUUUCAAGGAAAUAAAGUGGAUAAAAUUGUCUUUACUCAUUUUUUUGUUGAAUCGCCGAACAGUACGAUAUUUGCUGGUUAUUCACUUGUGCAAACAAUGAUUUCUAUCUAUAACUCACACUCAUCGAAAAAAAGUUACGUUUUGGCUAAAAGGAUCAGAAGAAGCUAUGUGUACUUGCAAUCUGUUCAAACUAAAUACGAAAUAUAUGAUUAUUUGAAUGAUUGUAAAUACUUGCUAAGAGACAGAAGAGUAACCCUUAGCUUUAAAAUUGGAUGUCAAGUACGCAAUACUGAUUGUGUAAAAUUAGCUAACAGAUGUUUGGUCCGAUUCAAGGAAGAGUUCAUAGAUGCAAUGCUAAUAUAUGAACCAAUCUCUCAACUGAGAAUCGAUGAUAUUCAAUAUCGCUCUUCCGACUCUCAAAUCGAAAUGAAAGUCACAUUUCUUAGCAAACCCGAUUAUGAUGAUCUUAUCAAUCCACAAAAAAUGCUUGUCAGUAACGAAACAUUCGAUGUGGCUAGAACUCUCUCUGCAAGUAAUGAAAGUGAAUGCUUGUAUCAAUUAGGUCAUAUUCGUGGACUUUUUGCUGUUGGUAUCUGGAGAUCUUCAGAUUCCUUCUGUGGUUAUUUGAGAAAAUUUGAGGAUUUCAAGGAAGAUAACAUAAAUGGAGAUUCGUGCAACGUCUACAUCUUUCCAUUGGAGAAGUACUAUCCCAUAAGCUAUGAAUUAAGCAGGAACUUAGCACUCGAUGAUCGUCAAAAAGGAUUUUUGAAGUAUAUGUUCAGAACAUUUUCAAUGAAAGAUCCUUUAUCACAUGAUUCUGUUUCUUAUAAAAUUAUAGAUAUCGUUGAAGUAACUGAGUUCGCAAAGGACGGUAAAGAUUCUAAAAUCCCUUUAUAUCAUAGAAUAUAUGACAACUCGAAGUUAAAAAAAGAUGAAAAAACAAUUCUAGUUGGGCCUGGAAUCGCAACGUUUACUGAAUGCCUCAGAUUUUGUCUAAAUUCUAAGGAACUCAACUGUAGUUCUUUUUCUUUUUGCUCUGAUUCUGAUUCCGUCGACUGCAGAAUAAGCGCCUUGAUAGAGAAUAAUGUUACGGAGGCAGCAAACAAAGAACGUGACACAAAAUGCUCUAUCUUUUCAAUUAAUGCAUUGCGACUUUACUCAAAAGUUCCUAAUCGAAAGUUCAAAAAGCAAAUAUCAACUGCAAUCAGGCAAAGUGCAACUUCUUGUGCACAGGAGUGUUUGCACUCUGACGAUUGUAUCUCAUUCCAAGACUGUGGAUAUUCGUGUAGUUUCAAUAGCUUUUAUACUGACUCCAGCUCUGAGUAUGACGAAGAUUGUGUCAUAUAUUAUCGCGAAGUACUUCAUGAGUACAGGAAUACUGGAAAUAAAAUAGUAUCCGAAGUGAUCCACACUGAGAUGAACUUGAAUCUAGACCAAUGUGCUUCAUUGUGUCAUGGAUGGACUGAUGGUGACACUGGAUGUAGAUCGUUCAACUAUUGUCCCAGAAAUAUCAAUCAAAUGGAAAGCUCAUGUUCAUUGACUAAAUAUUCGGUUGCGAUUUCUGAUACAAAUAGCAUUGAAGGAGGUCACUGUUUUAAUUACGAAUUGAUAACUCAGUCGAAUGACAAAAAAAAUGAAGAAUCAAGUGCACUUAAAUUAACCAAAGGAACGAGUGAAUUGAAUUCUUUCGGUAUAAUCAUGAUGUUCCUAAUCAUUGUUUCUUUUUUAGUAUUCUCAGCUCCAUGUGUCUACGAAAAAAUCAAACCCAAACGUCUUGUUACUCAGGUGAAUGAGAGUUUCACUUGUACAAAACAAGUUAAUGAGCAACCUGAAACUACUAAUUUAAAUAUGUCGACUUUUAAAUGUUGAUCUUAUACCGAAUUUCAAUGUGAAUCCAAACGAUCUAAGAAUAUAUUCACUGCGAACUCUAUGAGUUUCGGGAAUUCAUCCAUUAUUAAUAUAUCCUUUUAAUCUCGUCUUUAAUUUAAAAAAUUCAGUCAAUAGUUGCAGCGCAAUCCCAAUACAAUAUUGAUAAUAAAAAACUUCACGAUACAAAAUAGUCAUUUUUAUGGGUUUCAAAA